AUGCCCCUCUGUUCUCAGUCCUCCACUGCCCGUGGCCCUUCUGUUUUUGAACRUUUGUCUCCUACUGCCCCACCCCCUCCCCCAAUCCCCAAGUCCCUUCCUGUUCAGCGCAGGACCAUUGCCCCUCUCCCCGGGGGCAUCGACAAACGCGACAGCCCCAUCCUCUACCAAGGCGACCGCAUGGUGUGCAACAACUUCAACGACCUGGGCUGCUCUGUUUCUAUGACCCUCCCAGAUCGCACCACCCACUGCGGCAACCUUCAGUCCACCCUCUCUGAGCCAGACAUAGUUGAUGCCCUCUUAGCUAAAGAAGUCCAAGACCGAUUCAUGAUUGGUCCCUUCAGCCAGCCCCCCUUCUCCGUCUUUCGUGUCAGCCCCAUUGGCAUUGCCACCCAAAAAUACUCAGGCAAGAAGAGGCUGAUCACUGACUUGUCCGCCCCUCACGGGUCCCACGUACCAAGCAUUAAUAGUCUCAUCCCUUUCUCAGACUUUUCCAUGCAAUAUGCUACCGUAGACCAUGCCAUCCGCCUCAUUCGUCUGGCGGGCAGGGGAGCCUGGCUCUCAAAGACCGACAUUACUAGUGCUUUCAAGGUCUUGUCCAUUCACCCAGACUUCUGGCGCUUUUUUGGCGUGUAUUGGAAGGACACCUACUACUUUGCAGUUCGGCUCACCUUCGGCUGCCGAAGUAGCCCCAAGAUUUUUGAUUCACUGUCUGAAGCUCUUUGCUGGAUCCUUCUUAAUAAUUUCAGGCUCCCUUACGUUCUCCACCUUCUGGAUGACUUUCUUAUCAUCACCCCUCCCUCCUCUUCACCUUACUCAGGGCUCUGCGCUCUCACCCAUGCCUUUUCAGAUCUAGGUGUUCCUCUUUCUGAAGAAAAGACAAUCGGUCCUUUUACUUCAUUGGAGUUUUUAGGCAUCACCCUAGACUCCUCMUCCUUUCAGGCUUCCCUACCUCCCGAGAAGGUGCAUCGCAUCACCCUGAUCCUCUCUAACUUCAUGCUCAUAGAUUCCUGCACCAAGCAUCAGCUGUUGUCUCUUCUCGGCCACCUAAAUUAUGCCAUCCGCAUCAUACCCCAGGGGAARUCUUUCAUUUCCCAUCUUUUAUCCACCACUGCCAGCGUCCCGUCACUCCAUGGCCGUCUUACGCUUGACUAUGCCUGCAGGAUGGAAAUGAAGCUCUGGCACCAUUUUCUGUCUUCCUGGAACGGCAUCUCUUUCUUUUACAAUGAUUUCAUCUCCUAUCCAGAUGACAUUCAGCUCUACACAGAUGCCGCCCCCUCCAUUGGGUUCGGCAGUUUUCACAAAGGCAGAUGGUUUGCCUCCACUUGGCCCCCGGAGGUUGACUCCCUGCAACCAGAUUUGGCCUCUCCCUCUUCUGCUUUGUAUGAGCUGUUUCCCAUUGUCAUCGCAGCUCUCCUUUGGGGGCACGAAUGGUCCCAGCACUCCAUCCUCAUCCAUUCUGAUAACACGACUGUAGUUGAAAUAAUUAACAAAGGUCGUUCUCAUUCCUCAGCCAUCAUGCAACUCAUGCACAGACUUACACUAGUUUCAGCUCAACAUCUGUUUCUGCUCAGGGCAGCUCACGUUCCAGGCUAUCAUAACCGCAUUGCUGAUGCGCUCUCUCGUUUCUCCUUCCUGAAAUUCAGGGCAUUGGCGCCUACAGCAGACCCUCAUCCGACACUGGUCCCUCCGUUUUCAGCCACAAUCUUCAACUGA
This is a messenger RNA of Austrofundulus limnaeus, 1716 nucleotides long. RefSeq lists its product as uncharacterized. NCBI's taxonomy places the organism in Eukaryota, Metazoa, Chordata, Actinopteri, Cyprinodontiformes, Rivulidae. The transcript is spliced from 2 exons. Bases 1 to 1716 code for a protein of 571 amino acids. The record is from RefSeq and is a predicted model, not a curated record.